This is a messenger RNA of Seminavis robusta, 2394 nucleotides long. The record is from the annotation of a GenBank genome assembly. Lineage: Eukaryota; Bacillariophyta; Bacillariophyceae; Naviculales; Naviculaceae.
AUGGCCACCACCUCCCCUCCUUCUCCAUUUCUGUCGGACACGGAUGCCCAAGCAAGGCUGGAGGAAUUGCGUCAAUAUGUGGCCAAACCAAUGCCCAAGCACGACGGCAACAACAAGCCAUGGACGGAUCCCAGUCCAGCACUCGUCGAGGGCAGUGCCGUGUUGAUCGGGAACAAGUAUCACGCAUCCAACGUUCCCGCACUGGUCCGUGAGCAAGUGACGGCCGUCUUGAAUUGUGCGUCGGGUGGAAUUUCGCGACUCCCCAUGGACGAAUUGCAGGCCGCCAAUAUUGACUAUGAAUUCACCAAUGUGCGACGAGACGAUGUGACUUAUCCCAUUCUCUACGAUUGGAACACUCGAGAACCGAGUCAACAUUUGAUUGUGGCCAAGGCACUCUAUCAUCGCAUUAAAGAAAUGGGUGGUCGAGUCUUGUUCUUUUGUGUGGCCGGACAAAAUCGAUCCGCUGCCUUGGCAGUGGCUGUGCUGCUUCUGUUUGGGCACAAGCUAGAGGAAAUUCUGGUCAGUCUCUCCAAGACGAGACCCUUUGUCUUGGAAAAUGAAGGAUUCCAACGACAAGUGAUCGAAUUGGAGGCCAUGCUACAGAAAGCCACUCCCCGUGGUCCUCCAGAAGACCCAGUCUUUUCCUUUGGCAAUCCAAACGCUCGGCUCGCAAGACGAACGACCAUGGACAAUUCGCUAUUGGGAGUGGUAGAAGUGGAACUGUUGAUCCCUGGACUUUGCACUAUGGAUGUCAAAAUUCCCAAAGAGUCAUCCAUUAAGGCAGUCAAGGCACGCCUCGUUGAGUACGUCAAUGAGUUUCUACUCAAACAUUACAGCAACCAGAACAACAACAAUAAUACCAACGCCAGCAGCGUAGGCAGCACUUCAGUCCUCCCAGCAUCGUCUUCCAAAGUGGCCAAGUCUUGGAUGGUCCUGGCCAUGUUUGGUUACGAUGACAUGUACGAUUUCCCCUGCGAGACCGAAGCCAUUGAAGAACGGGUCCAGCUGGAACUCAUGCAAAAAGUGUUUGGACUCGACGUUUUUACCCCACAAGGCACCAACGAACAACACGUCCGAUGGAGUUCCAAAUGUCGCUUUGCCUUGGUCAUCUUUUCCGUCUUUCAGACCAACGAUUCCACCAACUUGACAUGGGAAGAACCCUGGACGUUUGUCCACGAAGAACGGCCCGGAGCACCCGCCACCUUUUUGGAAUACAAUCUACUCACAACGCAUUUGCGAGCGUGGGAUUUUGUCACGGGACAAUCCUACUGUUCCACCAAACCAAUCGUCUUUUCCUUUAGUCCGGAUCCACGAGACAAGCGACAAUUCAUGAGAAUAUCGACCAGUGCCAAUGAACCGGUGCAAUUUCAUGCCCCCGGUGAAGGAGGCAUUUUGGGAAUGGGAGCCAAUGCCAUUGUGCAUCGGGUCGAUUUGGGAAAAGUCGUGGCGUCUACCAACAGUCGGGAACCGGGGUUUAUGGAUGCCUGUCCGCCGGAAGAUCGGUGGGAUGCGGCCGUGAAACGACAUUUUAGCUAUCACAAAAUGGUGGCGUUUCUGGAGAAUCGAAGCGAAGCUGGAUUGGCCAAACGAAUUCGGUUGGCCAGUUCGCUCAAUUCCGAUGGACGAGUGGUGGAAUUCUAUGGUCUGGGGGUGGGGUUGGCUGCCAAUUGCUCCAAUUUGAAUGAAUACAAGUUUGAGGCUAUGCUACUGGCACGUUACGAAGAAGAAUUCUCCACCUACACCAUGAAGAAGUUUAUGCAGGACUACUUGGUGCCACUGGAACGAGCGUCAUCCGAGGAAAGACCAGAUAUUGAAGCCAUGCAAUCCAAAUUCACUCUCAUAUCUGUCAAAGUGUUACUGGUGAGCUUGUUGAAUGCCUUUCGGGACUUGACACUGAUGGGAGUCCAGGCAUUCGACUUUAACAAUGCCAACGUGUUGGUGUCGCGUGACUAUCGUCUGUGUCGUCUCAUUGACAUUGACGGCGAUUCCAAGGGAUCCAUUCAACUCGAUGAGAACGCCGCGUACAUUCGGGGGUCGCCUGGGUCAUUGGCCAUGCACAAACCAUCAUUGGACAUUGACCUAAACGUUGUCCUACCGACCCUAGUGGAGCAGCUGAUCCUUGGAAAGGGACGGAGCAACAGUUUUGUGGUCAACAAACGUUCCGAGAUUUGGCGCGCUACCCCAGAGAAAGCAAGAGAGUUAAUCAUGGAAAUUCUUCGAGAGAAUUUUUAUCCAUAUGUUCAUGGCGAAGACGAAAGAUUCAAGGCUGAAAAGCACGUCCACAAAGUGGCUCUGUGGUUCUACGCUAUGCUCAAGAAACAGCCACCGUGGGGCCACUGGACCCGGGACAUUUACGAUGCUAUGCGAUGCAUUGAUCAUUUGCCAAUCUCAUAG